Branchiostoma belcheri (Belcher's lancelet) is the source of this 4122-nucleotide messenger RNA. RefSeq names its product vacuolar protein sorting-associated protein 35-like. Gene Ontology annotation, cellular component: retromer, cargo-selective complex; late endosome; retromer complex. The transcript has 18 exons. Gene Ontology annotation, biological process: intracellular protein transport; retrograde transport, endosome to Golgi. The record is from RefSeq and is a predicted model, not a curated record. Lineage: Eukaryota; Metazoa; Chordata; Leptocardii; Amphioxiformes; Branchiostomatidae. The coding region runs from base 69 to 2531 and encodes 820 amino acids.
CGACAAACAGCCAAUGAGGUAGCUCGUUACUUUCCCUGCUGUGAUGGCAGUCACGUGAGGAAUCCAAGAUGCCGCAGACACAGCUGUCUCCCCAGGAGGAGCAGGAGAAACUCCUGGAUGAGGCCCUCCAGGUGGUCAAGGUGCAGUCCUUCCAGAUGAAAAGAUGUCUGGACAAGACCAAGUUGAUGGAUGGGCUGAAGCACGCCUCCAACAUGCUGAGUGAGCUCAGGACAUCCAUGCUGACUCCCAAGAGUUACUACGAGCUGUACAUGGCGAUCUCUGAUGAGCUGCGCCACCUGGAAAUCUACCUGUGUGAUGAGUUCCAGAAGGGCAGGAAGGUGGCGGACCUGUACGAGCUGGUGCAGUACGCAGGAAACAUCAUCCCCAGAUUAUAUCUCCUGAUCACGGUGGGAGUGGUGUACAUCAAGUCUAACGAGAGCUGUCGUAAGGACAUCCUGAAGGACCUGGUGGAGAUGUGCCGUGGCGUGCAGCACCCCCUGCGCGGCCUGUUCCUCAGGAACUACCUCCUGCAAAUGACCAGGAACAGCCUCCCCGACUGCCCACCAAACGAGGACCCGGAGCCUGUGAAGGAAGGGGAGGUGGAGAUCAGAAGUGGGGACAUCAAGGACUCCAUCGACUUCAUCCUGCUGAACUUUGCUGAGAUGAACAAGCUGUGGGUACGCAUGCAGCACCAGGGCCACACCCGCGACCGCGAGAAGAGAGAGAAGGAGCGUCAGGAGCUGCGCAUCCUGGUGGGAACUAACCUGGUCCGCCUGUCUCAGCUGGAGGAGGUCAACAUACAGAGAUACCAGAAGCUGGUGCUACCAGGUAUCCUGGAACAGGUGGUCAGCUGUAAGGAUGCCAUCGCACAGGAGUACCUCAUGGAGUGUAUUAUACAGGUGUUCCCUGAUGAGUUCCACCUGCAGACCCUCAACCCUUUCCUGCGCUCCUGUGCUGAGCUGCACGCCAGUGUCAAUGUCAAGAACAUCAUCAUAGCUCUUGUGGACAGGUUGGCCCUGUUUGCACACAGAGAUGACGGCCCAGGCAUCCCCAAUGACAUCCAGCUGUUUGACAUCUUCUCACAGCAGGUUGCAACUGUCACACAGGCACGACAAGAUAUGCCAACAGAAGACAUCGUGUCCCUCCAAGUGUCGCUCAUCAACCUGGCUCUGAAGUGUUACCCUGAGAAGAUCCAGUAUGUAGACAAGGUGCUGGAGACUACCGUGGAGAUCUUCAACAAGCUCAACUUGGAACAAUUCCUAGAGAACAGCAGUGCCGUAUCCAAAGAACUGUCGCGCCUGCUGAAGAUUCCGAUCGACUCAUACAACAACGUGCUGACCGUGCUGGAGCUCAAGCACUUUGCCCCGCUCUUCGAAUACUUCGACUAUGACUCCAGGAAGAACAUGAGCAUCUACGUGGUCAACAACUGUCUGGAGCACGGCACAGAGAUCCCCAUGGCUGAGCAGACGGACCAGAUCCUGCAGCUGGUGUCGUCGCUGGUUCAGGACCAGGCCGACCAGCCCCAGGAGGAGCCUGAUCCUGAGGACUUCUCUGAGGAACAGAACCUGAUGGGACGCUUCAUGUCUCUCCUCAACUCAGACAACCCCGACCAGCAGUACAUGAUUCUGAACUCAGCCAGAAAACACUUUGGUAAUGGUGGCAACAAGAGGAUAAAGUUCACCCUGCCUCCCCUGGUGUUCUCUGCCUUUAGACUGGCCUUCAGAUACAAGGAGAUGUCUGAGGAGGAUGACAAGUGGGAGAAGAAGUGCCAGAAGAUUUUCCAGUUCUGCCACCAGACCAUCAGUGCGCUCAUCAAGGCAGAGUACUCGGAGCUGCCGCUGCGACUCUUCCUGCAGGGCGCGCUGGCCUGCGGCGAGGUCGGCUUCGAGAACUACGAAACUGUUGCAUAUGAAUUCAUGUCCCAGGCCUUUUCAUUAUAUGAAGAUGAGAUCAGUGAUUCAAAAGCCCAGCUGGCAGCUAUCACGCUCAUUAUCGCCACGUUUGAGAGGAUGUCGUGUUUCGGUGAGGAGAACCAUGAGCCCUUGAGGACGCAGUGUGCGCUGGCAGCGUCCAAACUCCUGAAGAAGCCUGACCAGUGCAGGGGAGUCAGCAUCUGUUCUCAUCUCUUCUGGUCAGGGAAGACAAGAGAAGGGGAAGGGACAGAGAUGAACGGAGAGGCCAGUCCUGAGAGGGGAGAACCAAAAGAGCUCCAGGAUGGUAAGCGUGUAAUGGAGUGUCUGAAGAAGGGCCUGCGUAUUGCCAACCAGUGUAUGGACAAGUCUGUACAGGUCCAGCUCUUCAUCGAGAUCCUCAACAGAUACAUCUUCUUCUACGAGAAGGGCAAUGAGGCAGUUAAUGUCCAAGUCCUGAACCAGUUGAUAGAGAAAAUAAGAGAAGACCUGCCCGAGUUGGACUCCAGUGAAGAGAUGGAUCAGAUCAACAAGCAUUUUCAGAACACGAUAGAGCACUUGCGACUGCGGCAAACCUCACCAGAGUCGGAGGGUCCGUCCUACCAAGGGCUGGAGAUUUAGGCAGGGUGGGGGAAACAAGUGAAAAUUGUAGUUACUGAGUUGUUGGAUGAUCACAUCCUGGUACAUGUACCUAGCCAGUGUCAUUCCAGCUCUGACACAGAGCUGCUUCUAUUACUAUAAGCCAAUACAAUACCACUUCUUGAUUGUUUCUUCAGCAUAACCUGAGUGACCAACCAAACUAUAAUUAUAACACUUCUCGAAUGUCAGGCAUUGAUCCUUUUAAAGUUAUUUUAUUGGUCAUGCUAAAAUUCAGCUAUAGAUAAAGAAUGCAUAAUCACACAAAAAAGUUUACGAAUUAGCAUCCAGUGAUUGUGCAAUGUGUCUCUUUUUUUUCAACAAUUCGUAAAUGAAAACUUUUUUGUCAGGAAUGAAAUAAGGAACACUGAAAGUCACCUAUGAUACAGUAUUAGCAGAAUUGAUUCUAUCAAGAAUUGUUGUACGUUGUUAUGACAUAAAAACUUCAAUGUAUUUUCUGGAAGAGAUGCAUCUGAAAGAUAGUUCAUUCCCUCUUGUGUUUCUCCUUGUUGUUAGGAGAAGUUAAGUGCAUAGGUCACAGAAAUUGUACCCCUUUUUGCCCCCGUCUCAUAACAUUAACACCAACCGUUUGCAUUGCAGUGUGCGGCACAGCUAAAGCAGGCAAUAAGAAAGUGCCAUUAUGGGUUUGUAUAAAUUGGGCCUAGUCUGCAAAAAUGUAGGAAAUGGAAACACUGUUGUAUGGGGAUCAGACACUCUGCUGCUACACUGCAGCUGCAUCUUAGGUAGACACUACAAAGGGUGUGUGUAGACUGACUGGCAGGCACUCGAAACUGCUUGGUCCCAAUUGGUGCUUGUGUGUUGUCUGUGCGAUGAUUCUGUGGACCACAUGUGUAUGUAAACACAUAGUCAACCAUGCAUUACAUUUUGUGCUGAAACAUUUUAUCUCACAGACAGGAUACAAGUUACUAUGAGGUAAGAACUCUUGGCUAUUAAGUUAGACAGUUGGCAUCUCCCCAUGUCCAAACCGUGAUAAGAUGUUGAAUUCCCCGUAUCCAUAAGGCUAAAUGCAAGUUUCUUAUGGGUUUUGCUCAAACUGUAAGAUAAUGUGUAAGUAAAAAAAAAUAGGCUGUUUUUGACAAAUCUGGACAGAAGCAUAAUUGUGAAAACUUGAAAGCAAAAGAGCCUGAAUUUGACAAAAUGUUUGGUAGGUGGAGGUAUAACCUUUUCUGUACAAAACCCUUUCUAUAGAUGACGUAGUUGUAGUUGAGUUGUACCGUAACAUAUAUACGUGUACCAACUAGCUCUGACCAAAUAAAAUUAUAGUGGCUAUAUUGCUAUAAGAGAGCAUUGUAUGUAUAAAUGAUUUAUGUUAACUGGCUUACAUAUACAACUAAUGGCCAUCCUGUGAAACUGCUGUAACAUCGCAGAACAAUAUCUCAAUCAAGAGCUGCCAUUACCAAUUGAUCAUAGUAGGCUAUUCUUCAAGUGAAGUUGUACGUUUCAAAAAAAUUAAAUAAAAUCAUGAUCCUUUAGUGUUAGUGAAACGUUAUGGAUACCGAUGACAUUGUGUUACAUUUAAUGUGUUCUGGAGACAAAAUACAAGUAAAGACACUAA